UUUACGUGUUCACGGACCAUUGAGCACGCACCUUAUAAAACCCGGAAAUAUACGCACGUCUAUUUUGAGGAAGGGACAAACGUUGAAGAUGUAGAGGAAAACCAUGGAUCACUUCGGAGAUGAACCACCCCCGCCGUACCAACCCAGCCCGGGGAACGGAAGCCCCCCUUACUACCCCCCGCCAAAGUACACCGACCAGCCACGCGUCUCUUCGGAACAAAGUUUUGCAAAUCCAUCCAUUGUUGCCCCCGGGCCAGUGAGGAUGAACGAGCCCCCACCUCCCCCUGACUACAUGAACAGAGCUAUUUUUGUGACCAUGUGCUGUUUCUGGCCAACUGGAAUUUUUGCUAUCAUGAAAGCCAGUGAGUCACGCAGUGCCAUUGCUAGAGGAGAUAUGGAAUCAGCCCGGAGCCAUUCCAGCACUGCCCGGCAGCUGUCCAAUAUCUCCGUGAUAGCUGGGGUGGCCUUUUUGCUGGUGGGCAUGCUGAUUGCGGGUCUGUACUGGUUCUUUGGAGUGAUUCCGAACAUGUCAUCCGGCCCCCAGGAAUAUCAAGACUGAUCGGUAUUGGAAAUCUGUCGAGAAACCAAACAAUGCAAAAAUGAUUUACUUUUUAAUAGGUUGUUCCUAACCUUUAAACUUGUUUAUGUUUCUGCUGCUCGUAAUUUUGCACUAUUGGCUGCGAUAGUUCAUUAGUUUUCCUUUCAGUAUAUAAGUGGUUAAUAUUUACUUAAUACUAACAGAAAUACAUUGGAAUUUCUAUUAAUCUAAUCUUUACACUAAUGGUAUUUAUUUUAAAUUAAAUUCAUGCACAUUUUAUCGGUAUUUCACGGUCAUUAUUUUAUAGUCAGUAUUAUUCUUAUUCCAGUAAUACAAUCUUAAUACCUUUGAUAGUGCAUACGUACUUAGACUAAAUUAAUCGUUACUGUCUUUCAGUAUAACAGCUUUUUCAAAGAUCAGAAUUCAGUUUAUGAUUAACACCAGAACUUUAGCAUUACUAACUUAGCACCAGAACUAUAGCAUUGCUAAUGUAGCAUCAGAACUAUAGCAUUUCUAAUGUAGCUUCAACGACAUUUUUGUUAUACGUCCUAAUUUGUCUACCCAGCACCAUAUUUCAUUGUUAUUUGCUUAUGUCCUACAAAGCUCCACCAACUUUACUCAGGGAAUUAACAUUUUGUUUUGACAAUAUUUAUGUAUGAUUUGUAUAAUGUUUAUUUUAGUUUUAUUAUGAUAUACUGAUACGCUAUUACAAUGUAACAUGUAUUUUUAUUAUAGGGCAGUAUGUUAAAUUUCUGAAGUUUAAAUUUAAUGUUUGAUUUAUUCAUUUAUGCAGUGUCAUUUUGUUUAUCGUAUUUUAUUACAUGGAGUUCAGUUACAAUUUGAGAUACAUGUAUCUAAAUUAUUAUUUUUCUCUAACACACAUGUAUUAAUUGUGUGAAUUACUGCAAACAUGUUUUUCAUAAUAAAACUCUUGAGAAGAGGUCUUCGUAA
Molecule: messenger RNA, 1489 nt
Organism: Magallana angulata
Lineage: Eukaryota; Metazoa; Mollusca; Bivalvia; Ostreida; Ostreidae
Product: proline-rich transmembrane protein 1-like
Exons: 4
Coding region: 104-559 (151 amino acids)
Cellular component (GO): membrane
Source: RefSeq, a predicted model, not a curated record